AUGAUGCAACCCGGCGGACCUGGUAUUGCUCCACCCACCGUCCCCCAACAACAACACCACCAACAAUACCAACAACACCACCAACAACAACCCUACUUGAUGAUGCCUCCGCAGCCGCAGCCUCAAACCCAACCUCCUCAUAUGUGGGCCCCUUCUCCUCAGGCUCCUCCUCAAUCUGCGCCUCAACAGCAACAGGCGCAACCUGCCAGCGCUGACGAAGUUCGGACUCUUUGGAUCGGUGAUUUGCAAUACUGGAUGGACGAGAAUUAUCUCUACCAAUGUUUCUCCCACACCGGCGAGGUUGGAUCUGUUAAAGUUAUUCGCAAUAAGCAGACUAAUCAAUCUGAAGGUUAUGGAUUUCUUGAGUUUACUAGUCGUUCUGGUGCUGAGAGAGUACUUCAAUCAUUUAACGGUACCAUUAUGCCAAAUGGUGGACAGAACUUCAGAUUGAACUGGGCAACUUUUAGUUCUGGUGAGAAGCGUCAUGAUGAUUCUCCUGAUUAUACCAUAUUUGUUGGAGACUUGGCUGCUGAUGUUACUGAUUAUCAUCUGACGGAAGUAUUUAGAACUCGGUAUAACUCAGUUAAGGGCGCCAAAGUUGUAAUUGAUAGGCUCACUGGCAGGACAAAAGGUUAUGGUUUUGUUAGGUUUGCAGAUGAGAGUGAACAAAUGAGGGCUAUGACUGAAAUGCAAGGGGUUCUUUGUUCCACAAGACCCAUGCGUAUUGGACCAGCUUCUAACAAAAACCUUAAUACACAGACGUCAAAAGCUUCAUAUCAGAAUCCUCAAGGGGGGGCACAGAACGAGAAUGACCCAAAUAAUACAACUAUUUUUGUUGGCAAUUUGGAUCCUAAUGUCACAGACGAUCAUUUGAAACAAGUCUUUGGGCAAUAUGGAGAACUUGUUCAUGUGAAGAUUCCGUCAGGCAAGAGAUGUGGGUUUGUCCAAUUUGCAGACAGGAGCUCAGCAGAGGAAGCACUGCGGGUUUUAAAUGGUACACUUCUAGGAGGACAAAAUGUUAGACUUUCAUGGGGACGCAGCCCAGCAAACAAACAGACUCAACAGGAUCCAAACCAAUGGAAUGGUAGCAGUGGAUACUAUGGAUAUCCCCAGGGUUAUGAAAAUUAUGCUUAUGCCCCUGCUGCUGGACAAGACCCCAAUAUGUAUGGCAGUUAUCCUGCAGGGUAUGCUAACUACCAACCUCCUCAGCAGCAACAGCAAUUAGGAUAUAGCUAA
Molecule: messenger RNA, 1236 nt
Organism: Lathyrus sativus (Indian pea)
Lineage: Eukaryota; Viridiplantae; Streptophyta; Magnoliopsida; Fabales; Fabaceae
Source: the annotation of a GenBank genome assembly